UUGGCAGUUGAUUUGUUUACUUUGUUGUUUGGCUACGUGUUUUUAUUUAUUCUCAAAGUAAGCAUUAAUAUAGUAAAAGCUUUUCAAGAUCAAUAAAUAAUACAACUAAUAAGUAACAAAAGAAAAUAUGUUGAAAGCAGUGAUACUAAUUGGUGGUCCACAAAAAGGAACCCGCUUCCGGCCGUUAUCCCUUGAUACACCAAAACCUCUGUUCCCUAUUGCUGGUUUGCCAUUGAUACAGCACCAUAUAUGCGCUUGUGCAAAACUCCAAGAAUGCAAGGAGAUUCUUAUUAUUGGAGCAUAUACUACAAAUCUUAUGUCACAAUUCAUCAGUGAUAUGCAAAAAGAAUAUCAUGUUAUCAUAAGAUACUUGCAAGAGUUUGCUCCUCUAGGGACUGGUGGUGGCUUAUACCAUUUUAGAGAUCAAAUCCGUGCUGGUAACCCUACAGCAUUCUUUCUGCUAAACGGUGAUGUCUGUUCAGACUUUCCUCUAAGAGAAUUAUGGAGUUUCCAUGAAGAAAGACCAUCUGCUUUGGUGACAAUCAUGGGAACGGAAGCGACUAGGCAGCAGUCCGUGCACUAUGGGUGUAUGGUUCGGGAACCAUCUACGAAAGCUGUUAAUCAUUAUGUAGAGAAACCGAAUAGUUAUGUGUCAACACUAAUAAACUGUGGUGUGUAUGUGUGUUCAUUGCAAGUAUUCCACACUAUGGCUGAGGCUUUUCAGAAGAAACAGGAUGUAUUUUAUAGUGGCAAUGGUCAAAAUGGUCAUCCAGGCUACAUGUCUUGGGAACAAGAUGUUUUAGCGCCGCUCGCCGGUACAAACAAAUUAUAUGCCAUGCAGGUUACUAAUUGGUGGUCGCAAGUGAAGACAGCUGGAUCGGCUAUAUAUGCCAAUCGUCAUUACCUCGAGUUGAACAAGGAAAACGACAAAGAAUCAUCGGGGCAGCCAUCUUGUCAUAUCAUACCGGAUGUAUUUCUGCAUCCGAGUGCUUCUGUGGAUAGUACCGCUGUGAUUGGUCCUAACGUUUCGAUCGGUGCUGGUGUCACUAUAAAAGCGGGAGUCAGAAUAAAAGAGUCGAUAAUACUGAAUAACGCAACUAUCAAUGAUCACGCUCUAGUCAUGUAUUCUGUGGUGGGUCAAGAUGCGUCAGUGGGUGAAUGGGCUCGAGUGGAGGGGACCCCCUCGGAUCCGGAUCCGAACAAACCCUUCGCUAAAAUGGACAACACGCCGCUGUUCAACACCGACGGCAGACUUAACCCCUCUAUUACUAUACUAGGUGAGUGUCAAUGUCCAAAUCUCUUCAUCAUCAUCAUUAUUAUUAUUAUCUUGAUUUCUUUUAUUUAUAAGGGUGUAAACAAUUUUUUUUUCACAAUUUUAUUUUAUAGAUAUACGUGAAAUAUAUCUAAAUAUAUACAUACCUCAUUCAUAUAAUAAGUUAAUAUCUAAAAAUAAAUUUAAUUUUAAAACAUUCCCGCGUAAACAUCACUUCUGAUAUCGCGUCUCUAUGACGUCACGGCACUGUAAACGAAUAUCUACGCUCAAAGAUCGAAAACGCUCAGUGAGCGGAAAAAUAGCUCACAACGCGUUGUGGUCACAGUAAAACAUCCACAUGGCGAAAUUCGUGUUAUGGCUCUAAUGAAAACGCGCACGACGCGUUGUGGCAAUCACAGAAAGACCAAAUAGCGAAAUUCGUGUCGUGGCUGACAUGCUAUUCGAUCUCAACGCGUUGUGGCAAUGAAGAAAAGCCAUGAUGCGUUCUGAGCAUUCAUUGUUUUAACCAUAUCACGACGGACAGGUUGUAACUUGUCGAUGUCGGCGCUGUAAAGACGCAUAAUAACAUCAGUUUUAUUCAUUUCUUUUCUGUUUCUCAGAGUGAAUUUUAAUGUCAGCGCUAAUUAUGACGAAUAAAAAAGAAGUGUUUUACGAUAAAUUGCGUGAGUUUGUGGAAACAAGCACUGAUCGCAGUUUUAUCAUGACUACAGAAAAAUAUGAAAUGUUACUUAAUGAAACAAAACAGUCUCAGCUUCUUAAAAAGAACAACGAGUCUCUAUGUUCGAAGCAGUAUCGACGUCUUAAACGAUAUACCCCAUCAUUUACAA
Molecule: messenger RNA, 2100 nt
Organism: Diatraea saccharalis (sugarcane borer)
Lineage: Eukaryota; Metazoa; Arthropoda; Insecta; Lepidoptera; Crambidae
Source: the annotation of a GenBank genome assembly